Micromonas commoda is the source of this 1833-nucleotide messenger RNA. RefSeq names its product eukaryotic translation factor. The record is from RefSeq and is a predicted model, not a curated record. Gene Ontology annotation, molecular function: mRNA binding; translation initiation factor activity; tRNA binding. Lineage: Eukaryota; Viridiplantae; Chlorophyta; Mamiellophyceae; Mamiellales; Mamiellaceae. Gene Ontology annotation, cellular component: cytosolic small ribosomal subunit. Bases 86 to 1726 code for a protein of 546 amino acids. Gene Ontology annotation, biological process: translational initiation. The transcript is spliced from 3 exons.
UGGAGCAUCUCGUCCGGCGUGAUCUCAGCCGAAUAUCACAUACGGUUGACUGGCAAUGGCAUUAAAUGCAUCUGAAGAUCCGAAAAUGCACUUGAUAGAGCGCGGACCAGACGGCGUGCAGCUUAGAGCAGUUGAAGGUUCGCUCGUUUGUGAACAUGCCGAGAGCUUCUCUGCUUCACAAACAGUUUUCGCGGAUGACGGACAGCUUCUCGCGUGCUUACAUACGGAUGAAGUGCACAUAUAUGACACAAUAAACAACUCUAUCCUGCAUCGCCUUCCUACUCCUGGCACAAUCGCGGCUUACUUUUCUCCCGCCGGUUCUUAUCUGGUGAUAUACCAGAAAGCAAACACCUCCGGAGCAGGGGAAGAAAAAAAUCUAUCAGUCUGGCAGCUUGACGGCGCCAAGAAGGUCUUUGCUUGUUUCCAGAGAACGUUCAACAACUCCAAUCGGCGGACUCUGCAAUUUUCCGACGACGAAAGCAUCGCGAGUCGUGCCGUGACCAACGAAGUUCACUUCUAUAAUACGAACGACUUUCUGGCCCAACCGUUUCGUUUGCGUGUCCCGCACGUUUCCAGUCACAAGAUUUCCCCAGGAAAGCUUCCUACUUUUGUGGCUUUCGUUCCUGAGAUGAAGGGGCAACCUGCGAGCGUCCGGCUUUACGGCGUGCCGUCCGGUGUCAGCGAUGGAUUUUCCGAGGCAGAACCUUUGGCUCAAAAGUCAUUUUUCCGGGUGAACGAGGUUGAAUAUGAGUGGGCAGCGGACGGAUCGGCUGUUUUGAUCCUAGGGUCAUCAGAGUUGGAUGCGACAAAUCGGAAUUACUAUGGAGAAUCAUCGCUUUUCUUCAUGCGUGCUGAUGGCACACUUGAAUGCAAGGUUCCUCUUGACAAAGAGGGGCCGGUACAUGACGCAGCAUUCUCACCGAAAAUCGAUGAGUUCGUAGUCGUGUACGGGUAUAUGCCUGCGAAUGCAACGAUUUUCUCUUCCUUAAAAUGCGAACCAAUCUAUCAGUUGGGCGCAGGCCCGCACAACACAGUCCGGUGGAAUCCUUUUGGACGCUUCCUUUGCCUUGCUGGCUUUGGAAACCUUCCAGGUGACAUGCAAUUCUUCGACCGGAAAGCCGAUGGAAAGUACAAGGUAAUUGGAAAGGCUAGAGCUAAUUGCUCGGUAAGAUGUCAUUUUGAUGAACAUGACCUCAACAGCUAUACCUUCAGUGACUUUUUGCGAUGCCCUGAGUGGUCCCCAAACGGUCGCUACCUUCUCACCGCCACGACGGCUCCUCGCCUGAACGUUGACAAUGGAUACAAGCUUUGGCGAUAUAGCGGGGAACUCCUCCAGCAUGUCGCGCGAGAGAGAUUGUUUGAGGCUAAAUGGCAACCGGUGUCAAAAAACGAUUAUUUGGAUCGACCCAUUUCACCCGGCAGAGUUAGACGAGAGAAUCGAGAAACUGGAAGCCAUGGCCAUGCAACGUUUCAAAGUGCGGCGCCAUACAGACCGCCACAUGUGACAAGUGGCUCAGGCAAUUUUAGCCUUGCGAAAGCAGCGCCAGAUGAAGCUGGGCCCGGCAGAUAUCGACCAACCGGCGCUUCGAAAGCUCAUCUGUCUCCGAAUUCAAUGAAUCAAGGACCACCGGGAGCUAUUUUCGUUAACCCUGACGCGAGCAAGAAUGCUGCAAAGAACGCCAAAAAGCGGGCCGCGGCGCGAGCCAGAAAGCAAAAUAUGAGCUGAGGACAUGUAUGGCCGGGUGCUACCCAGCACCAAAAGAUCAUGCAUUCUUCAUUUUCCUCAUUUAACGGGCGAUGGACAUAACAUUUAAGGAAACGCACAUAACGCCU